Molecule: messenger RNA, 5387 nt
Organism: Chrysemys picta bellii (western painted turtle)
Lineage: Eukaryota; Metazoa; Chordata; Testudines; Emydidae
Source: RefSeq, a predicted model, not a curated record
AUGGGAGACGUCUGCUACAAGUUCGUCCGGCUCCGGAACAGCUUCUGCGGAGCCCAGGCCUGGUGCCAGGCCAAUGGCGGGCGCCUGGCGCACCCCUGGAACCCAGAGACGCAGGCCCUCCUGAGCCACUGCCUGGCGGAAGGGGAGAAGUGGUGGGUCGGCCUGCGAGAGCAUCCAGGUGAAAAGAACCCAGGCUUCUCUGUUACCCCCUCCCCUGCCGGGUGCAGUUACAUCAUCAGGGACUCAGGCGCCAUCAGGUCCAGGAGGGACACGUGUGCGCAGGAGCUAUAUUUCAUCUGCCAGUUCGAUCCCUCCCCUGAGAGGGACUCGCACGCCGCUCACCAGACUGGGGAGAGCAAGAAAGAAACCUCACAGGAGGACACCAAGCCAGCCACGGGGACCAGCACAGACACCAGACCGGCCACGGGGACCGGCACAGCCACCAGACUGGCCGCGGGAACCGGCACAGACAUCAGGCCCGCCGCAGGAACAGCCACCACCAUGCAGGACCCUAACCUGGACCCAUUUACAGUGAACCCUGGGACUUUGCUCCAGGAAGCCUCUUCGGAGAGGGCCGUUCAGAGAGAGGCCAGUGAGUCACUCCUAUAUCUGAGCACUCAGCUCCUGCAGGCACCACUCCUCAGCAACAGCAGUGGCUCCGACACCAGCACAUCCGCCGCCACCUCGCUCUUCCAGUCCUUCAGCCACCUCCUGACGGCCAUGGACAGCAGCACGCCCACGUCGCACUGGGCCCGGAACCAGCUGACGGAGGCGCUGGAGAACACCAUGGCUGCGCUCACGGCGAUACAGACGGUGCUCUGGGAGGGCAGCUGUGCUGUGGAGUCGUCUGUAACAGUGACCUCUCCCGUGGCCAGCAUGAUGCUAAGCAGCCGCAACGCCUCCACUUUGCCCCGGAGCUCGUACCACCUGGCUCAGCCAGUGCCUCUGACGCUGGCCUUCCCGUCAGCCUCUGCCUGGGGAGUGCUGCUGAGCAAACACCCCCGCGUGCAGGUCCGGGUAACAGUCCUGGCAGUCAACCCCUUCAAGCACCUGGACGGGAAGGAGAUCAGGAGCGUUGGGAACAUCUUCCUCACCGCCAACAAGGACUCUAUCGAGGUGCAGGACUUACCCGAGGACAUUGAGAUCCGGCUGUGGAGAGACGAGCGCGCAGAGACGUCCCCCACUAGGCUCAACGUCAGCACAGAGGAGUUUGUGGUCGAGGUGAACGUCACAUCCAUGGAAGACACCUUGAUCGUCCGUGUGCUGCCCGACGUUCCCCUGCCCAUCGAGCUCUACCUGGGCUACCAGCACCCGCCCAACAGCACCCACGCUCUCCUCAACACCACCCUGCCCACAGGCCACGGGCAGCACCCUGGUGACAACUACACUUGGGUGCUGCCCCCAGCAAUGCUGCAGCUUGGCCCAGGCCCCUACCACAUAAAGGCCGUGGUAAGGCAGAGCCCGGAGCAAGAGCUGCCAAGCCACGUGACAUACACGAUCACCACUGUCGCCACGCAGUGCCACUUCUGGGACCACCACAGGAAGGCCUGGAGACAGGAUGGCUGCCAGGUGGGACCUCAGAGCACAGUCAGCAGCGUCCAGUGCCUGUGCAACCACCUCAGCGUCUUUGGCAGCUCCUUCUUCACGGUGCCCAGGACGGUGGACAUUCAGGACACAGGCAAGCUCCUCUGCAAGGUGGCCAGCAACCCAAUUGGGGUGGCCUUGCUGGCCAGCCUGCUGGUGCUCCAUGGUGUUGUUGGCGUGUGGGCAUGGAGGAGAGACCAGGUGGAUGUCAGAAAGGUGAAGGUCACGAUCCUGGCAGACAGCGACCCCGGGGCUCACGUCCGGUAUGUGGUCCAGGUCUUCACUGGAUACCGCAGGGGAGCAGACACAACAGCGAAGGUCGUGCUCACACUGUACGGGACAGAGGGACGGAGCGAGCCGCACUGCCUGCGGGACCCCCACAAGCCCGUGUUUGAACGCGGUGGGCUGGACGUCUUCCUUGUUACCACCCGCAGCUCCCUGGGGGAGCUGCACAACAUCAGGCUUUGGCAUGACAAUUCUGGCUCCAGCCCCUCCUGGUACGUCAGGCAGGUGGUGGUCAGUGACGUGACAGCCAGGAGGAAGUGGCAUUUCCUCUGCAGCACCUGGCUGGCUGCGGACCUGGGCGACUGCCAGCUCGAUCAGGUCUUCCCAGCAGCCUCCAGGAGCGAGCUGCUCUCCUCCAGGCAUCUGUUCUGCUCGGCGCUUGUGGAGAAGGUGACACACGACCACCUGUGGCUGUCGGUGCUGACCCACUGCCCCUGGAACCCCUUCACACGGCUCCAGCGCCUGGCCUGCUGCCUGACACUCCUGCUUUGCACCAUGGUCAUCAACAUCAUGUUCUGGAGAGACCCGCCGGAGGCUGGCAACCAGGCGGCCCUGCAGCCAGGGCGCGUCCUGCUCACCUGGCAGGAGCUUGUUACCAGCGUGCAGACCGCGCUCAUCCUGCUCCCUAUAAACCUGGUUGUCGGGCACAUCUUCCAGCUGGUCCCGCCGCAAGAACUGCCGCUGCCCCCCACAGGCGUCCGGCUCCCGCGGGCCUCUGCACCCCCCCGGGGGCCGUCCCCCCUCACACGCAUCACGCAGGAGCUGAAGGCGACGGUGGGGUUUCUGUCCAGGACCAAGGUCUGCCUGGAGCCCGAGGUUCUGCCCCAGGAGAUGGACAGCGUCCCUGAGCUCGUGCAUAGCCUCUGCUGCCUUGUUGGCUCUCACCUCCGGAGGUCCAGCCACAGGGGCGUGGAGCCAGCAGAGCCCUGCCUGGCUAACGACAGUCAUCACCAUCUCAGCAGCCACCUGCGCCAUGUGCUGGGGCCUGUGCAGGCCCAGCUCCGAGCUCUGGACCUGAACAAGCUCUGCAAUCCUCACGACUACCUCCAAGCGGCUGGCCGGCUCCAGAGCCUGCUGGAGCAGCUGGAGCAGCCAGGCCGGCGGCCGGAGCCUGGACCGGCCAGGGGCGGGAGGAGCUUCCCCAUCUCGGAGCCCCGGGUGCAGAAGGCCACCAUCCCCUGCCGGCCCCCCCGAGAGGCUGCGUUCAUCUGCUGGGUCACCGUGGCUGCCGCCAGCCUGGCCUCAGCCUACUUCACCGUCCUGCUCAGCCUGAAGCUGGACAGGCAGAGAGCCACCAGCUGGGUCAUCUCCAUGCUGCUCUCUCUCCUCCAGAACAUCUUCAUAAUGCAGCCACUGAAGGUGGCCGGGCUCACCCUGCUCUUCUCACUGGUGCUGAAGAAGAUGCUCUGGCAGGACAAGGGGAAGGAGCAACAGCUACAGAGGAUCCUGGCUCUCCUGGCCAGGUGCCCCUACUUGGAGCUGCCUGGGACAAGAGACUGGAAUGACCCUGUCUACCACCCCCCGUGCCCAAGACCAGCGCCCCCUCGAAGGGGGAGGACCUGGAAGAAGAAGAAGCUGUACACACAGCUGGGAGAGAUCAUAACUCCUAAGGACGGCCCUGCCUGGGCAGGCUCCGAGCGGCCAUCCUCUGUCUGCCCGGCAGCACAACUCGUUCUCCUGGCCUCCCUGAUGGUCGUGUGCUACACGGAGCGCAGCCCCCACGAGCUGUACUUCAACGAGGCCAUUCGCAAGAGCAUCACACCCAACUUCUACCACAUCCGCGGCCUGGGGGACUUCUAUCGCUGGGCCCACGGCACGCUCCUGCCCAGCCUCGACGGGCCACGCCCAGGGUUCAUCUCAGACGGAAACGCCCUCCUCCUCGGCAGCGUGCGGCUGCGGCAGCUCCGGCCCCAGCCCCAGCACCAGCUCUGCUCCUGCCGCCAGCAGGACGCAGGGGGCCAUGGGCCUGGCUGGGGUCCCCCUGGCCAGAGCAGGGGGGCACAGGAUAGCAUCUGGGUGAACCACGGCGCAGAGAGCCUGGGGGAACACCCCGUGUGGGGGCAGCUGUCCCUCUACCCGGGAGGAGGCUACCUGGCACACCUGGGAACCAACUCCAGCCAUGCACACAGUGUCCUGCGGUACCUGGAGCGGAGCCGGUGGCUGGAUGGAUGCAGCUGCGCCAUCUUCGUGGAGUUCACAGUCUACAACGCCAAUGUGAACCUCUUAUGUGUGGUCACCCUGCUCCUGGAGACCCCCGGGACAGGUCGGUGGCCCCACCGUGAGCCAGGCCUGGCAGCUCACGCCCCAAGAGAGCCCCCGCGCCCCCAGCUCCUCCCAGCGGCGGGGUGCCUCCCUCAGCAGCCAGGGCGGCCACAGUGGGAGGGCAGGGCAAAUGCCCGACGGCAGAGGGGCCAGUGGGCACAGCUAGUAGAAACAGGAGCCAGCCCCUGCCGGCACUGUCCUGCCCCAGGGGCCCCGAGCAGGGCCCAGCUCCCCCUGUCCAGUGCCUUCCUCCCCUCUGCGGAGCUGCAGAGCAUCCGGCUCUACAGCAGCAGCGGCUUGACCCAGCUGACCUGCGCGCAAGUCACCUACCUCCUGCUGCUGCUCUUCUACCUCUGGGUGCAGGGGCGGCGGCUGAAGCAGCAGAAGUGGAGAUACUUCAGGAGCCAGAGAAACGUGCUGGACAUAAGCAUCAUUCUCAUCAGCCUUGCAGCAUUUGGGGUGUACAUCAAGUGCCGUCUCCUGCAGAAGAGUGUGAUGGAGAAAUAUCACCAGGACCGCAGCCGGUUUGUCAGUUUCUACGAGGCAGCGCAAGUGGCCUCUGCUCUCACCUACCUACUGGCCUUCCUGGUCGCCCUGGCCACGGGGAAGUUGUGGAACCUGCUGCGCCUCAGCCCCAGAAUGCAGCUGAUCAGCGGCACGCUGCGCCGAGCCUGGCAGGAGGUGCUGGGCUUCCUGCUGGUGCUGCUGCUGCUGCUGGUGGGCUACUCCAUGGCUUGUAACCUCCUGUUUGGCUGGAGCAUCGUGAACUACAAGACUUUCUUCAGCUCGUCUGUGACCAUUGUUGGGCUCCUGAUCGGGAUCUUUAACUAUGACACGGUUAUCAACUUAGACCCAGUCUUGGGGUCCUUGCUGAUCACCACCAGUGUCAUAUCCAUGCUGUACGUGGUCAUUAACCUGUUUGUCUCUGGCCUGCUGACGACCUUCAGCGAGGAGCGAGCGUCUGCCAGGGCAAACAAGGAUGAGUCCAUGAUGGAAGGGAUGCUCCUAAAGCUCUGGGGCCUGUUCGGAAUUAAGCAGCAGGCCCUGCAGCUGACCGGGCUGGCUGGAGCGGCCGAGAAGGCUGGACCUGUCUGAAGCAGGAGCCCACAGCUGUUGUUUCCAUCCCCCAGAGAUGUGUUUCUGCUACAUAACUUCAGCUGUUGUCUUGAUUAAUCGUUUGCCCCCCCUGCGCAUGGCCCGGGGGAGCAAUGAAGGAGCGGGACAGUUAUAUUUCCAAUAAAUAGUGUAAAAGUUAC